Molecule: messenger RNA, 1444 nt
Organism: Brassica oleracea var. oleracea
Lineage: Eukaryota; Viridiplantae; Streptophyta; Magnoliopsida; Brassicales; Brassicaceae
Product: bifunctional aspartokinase/homoserine dehydrogenase 1
Exons: 12
Coding region: 138-1310 (390 amino acids)
Biological process (GO): aspartate family amino acid biosynthetic process
Molecular function (GO): homoserine dehydrogenase activity; aspartate kinase activity; NADP binding
Source: RefSeq, a predicted model, not a curated record
CGUCCGUCCAUAUAACCAAGAGACAUAAAACGCGCGUUUCCGAAACGCUGCGACAUACAAUUAGCGUUCUUAGUCAGUCGAAGCGGAGGCAAAACUGCUACAGAAAGCAGACGAAAUUUGAGGAAGAAGAGGGGAGGAUGAAGAAGAUCUCGGUGAUUCUCAUGGGAUGUGGAGGCGUUGGCCGACAACUUCUCCAACACAUUGUCUCUUUCCGAUCGCUUCACGCCAAAAUGGUCCGUACUCAUUUCUCUCGAUUUCGAAUGAAUCGGAAGCUGAUGUCAAUGUAUGGACAAAUACUUGACAGUAAAUCCUUAGCUGUUCCAGUGGAUGUGCUCAAAGAGGGACUUGAUGAUGAUCUCUUGUCUGAAGUUUGCAGUAUCAAAUCGGCUGGUUCUGCUUUGACGACGCUUGGUGCUUUAGGAAAAGGUGAAUAUCGCGUGUUCAAUGGUUCUGAGUCAAUAAGAGAAACGGAAGAAAUUGCACAACUUCUCGGUAAAUCUACAGGCUUAGUUGUUGUGGAUUGCUCAGCCAGCAGUGAAACGGUUGAAAUAUUGAUGAAGGCAGUUGACUUGGGUUGCUGUGUUGUCCUUGCAAAUAAGAAGCCUCUUACUUCCACACUGGAACAUUAUGACAAGUUGGUUUUGGAUCCUCGACGUAUCCGCCAUGAAUCCACUGUUGGUGCUGGGCUUCCUGUCAUUGCGUCCAUGAACCGCAUUAUUUCAUCUGGAGAUCCUGUUCAUAGUAUUGUCGGUAGUUUGAGCGGUACCUUGGGAUAUGUAAUGAGUGAGCUUGAAGAUGGAAGGCCUCUAAGUCAAGUUGUUCGAGCUGCCAAAACGCUGGGGUACACUGAGCCAGAUCCACGUGACGACCUCAGUGGCAUGGAUGUUGCUAGAAAGGCUUUGAUUCUUGCUCGACUUCUUGGGAAAAGGAUAGUUAUGGAUAGCAUAAAGAUAGAGAGCUUAUACCCUGAAGAGAUGAGACCUGGAGUCAUGACUGUGGAUGAUUUCCUCCAAAAUGGAAUAGCAAAAUUGGAUCAGAACAUUGAGGAGAGAGUUAAAAGAGCUUCGUCAAACGGGUGUGUGCUUCGUUAUGUCUGUAUGAUUGAGGGCUCAAGUGUUCAAGUUGGCAUUCGAGAAGUUACAAAAGAUUCACCACUGGGACGACUAAGAGGCAGUGACAAUAUAGUGGAGAUACGUAGCCGUUGCUACAAGGAGCAGCCUUUGGUGAUUCAAGGUGCCGGAGCCGGGAACGACACGACUGCAGCCGGUGUUCUUGCAGACAUCAUCGACAUGCAGGAUCUUUUUCCUUGAGAGAGCAUGUGGUUUGGUCUUAUCACAGUAAUAAUAAAUCUUAAUUUUCAAGGAUUGUUUUUAUUCAUCAUAAAAGACCGUGGCCUCUCCUUACAUUGCAAUAAAAAGCUUCUCUUUUGUGAGUGUUUACGUUG